Molecule: messenger RNA, 2436 nt
Organism: Cotesia congregata
Lineage: Eukaryota; Metazoa; Arthropoda; Insecta; Hymenoptera; Braconidae
Source: the annotation of a GenBank genome assembly
AUGUCACCAAAUGCCGAAGAAGAUAUGUUAACAGUUGAACCUUGGAGUUUAUUGAAAGAAAAGGACCGUUUACGUCCACCGACAUAUAAUGCUGAAGACUAUGCUAUAGCAUUAAGAAGAUGGGGCAGACGUCCCAAUUCUAAUGAUAAUGAUUCUCAAGGGACAUUACCCUCUACAACAAGCUCAAGUUCCGGUUAUAUAUCAGCAAGUGGUGAAAUGACGUUAAGACAAUUUACAUCUGUUAGCGAAUUGGUUAAUAAAUUACGUGCUGAUCUACGGCUUGCAUUUCCUAGCUUUGUGCAAGAAUUUUCAAGCUCACCAGCUGACGGAAUAACUUUAUUAUUGGAGACACUGAGGGGGGUCCAAUUAAUACAAAAUACACCUCCAUCAGCUGGACAAAGUGGACAGCGUAUUAGUACACGUAGAGCAGCACUUGAUGAACUCGGUUGUGUUGAAUGUUUAGCAGCAUGCGUUGAGAGAUGUGCUGAUGCUCCGAGACUUUUGUCACAAGCACAACCGGGACUUGUUGCACUUGCAGUCUGUCUUACAAGUAGCUUAAACCGGUCUCGGGUUCUGGCUCUUCAGCUAUUGACGAAGGUAUGUCAGAUACCCGGUGGGUACACUGCAGUUUCAGAGGCUGUUUCAACAUUACGAUUACGUUAUGGGGAAGGAGGACGAUUUAGAUUUCUUGCUGGUGCAUUAUUAGCACCACGAGCAGCGAUAGCUUUAAGAGUUGCCGGAAUUUCAUUUCUUAAUGCAUUUAUUAAGUCUGCUCCUAAAACACAAACAAAGCUUUAUAUCCAGGCAGAAGCAUGUGAAGCUGGUCUUGAGCCUCGUGCGCUUCAAGAAUGGUUAUCAGAAGAUGAAAUCAUUAACAAUGAUAAAUCAUUGAUUGAUUUAUUAAAAAAACAAGUUUACAAAUGGUCACAAAAUUGUAUUGAUGUUGAUAGUCUUCAAAAACGGUUAGCUAGAGCUGAAGAAACUUGUGCGAUACUUAAUAAUAAAAUAAUAAUAUUACAAAAUCAACUUAAAAAAUUACAAAUUGAUGAAAAAAUAAUAACAAAUAAUAAUUAUAACAGUAUAAUCAAUGGAAUUGAUCAUCAUGAAACGAAUUAUAAUUUAAAUCCAUCAGAUAUUAAAGGACUACAGAGAUUAUCUUUGAAUGGUGAAGAUGAAGGUAUAAGUUCUUCUGAGUGUUCGAGGAGUUCAAGUAGUCCAGAAGAUAUACAUCUAUAUAAUAAUAAUAAUCAUCAUCAUUAUCAUAAACAGCAGCAACACAAAUCAAUAAUUGAAAAAAUAAAUAUUGACAAUGAUCAAGAGACAACUAUCGAUGAUGUAAUUGAAGAAUUACGUACAAUUGUUAAAGAUGCUGAAGAAGAACAAGAACAAGAACAAAAACAAAAACAAAAACAAAAACAAAAACAAAUACAAGUACGGAUAGGUAAAGAAAAAAAAUUAUCUCUAUCUAAAGCUAGUUACGAAAAUGAAUCGAUGAUUAAAUUAUUAUCUACUAAUAAUGAUAUACAUUUAAUAAAAUCUAAUUUAUUUAAUUCAAUAGAUUCAAUAGAUUUAAACGAUACUGAAGUUAAUUAUUGUAAUAAAACCAAUGAUACAACUAAAUUAUCAAGACAAACAAUAAAAACAAAUGAUGUUACAAGUUUAAAAAUAAUUGUACAAGGGCCCGAAGUCGAAGAAGCUAUUGUACCAGCUAUUUUGUAUCCACAACCUCCGAGAAAAAUUCCACCAUGUUUAUCAGCCAUUAUUACUGGAAAUAAUCAAAAUAGAAUUGAUGAGGGCUUAAACUCAUUAGUCGACAUUGUUAUUGGAGGUACUUCUAAAAAUAAUAAAUCUCCAACAGUUUAUCAGAAUACACAAAGAAAUUUCAACAAUAAUAACAAUAAAAUUAAGAAUCAAGAAAGUUUAAAAAAUUCGCAAAAUAAACAAAUGAUAUUAAAAAAUAAUAACAACAGAUUUUUAUCAUUAUCAUCAUCAUCAUCAUCAUCCUCAUCAUCUUCAUCUUCAACAUCAUCAUCAAUAUUAAAAAAUGAUAAGUUAUAUGGACGAAAAAUAAAUAAAUCAAUAUAUCUAGGAAAUGAAUUUAAUUUAAAUAAUAAUAAUAAUAUUGGUAGAUCAUCAAAUUUAAAUAAUGAUGGUCACAUAAAUGAUUUGUCAAUUAUUAGAUCGUAUUCAUAUAAAAAACCCUCUGAUAAAUUAUUUAUAAAUGAUUCACGAAUUUUCUCAACGGCCAGCAAUAAAUCACAUGGUGGUGCAUUUGGAUUAAAUCAAAAUCGAUUCAAUGCAGGAAAAUAUUCUGGAAAUCCUAAUAUUAAAGGAGAUAAAAUAGAAUCAAAAAUAAAAACUGUUUCAUCAAAUCAUAUUAUAAAUCGGUGUAAAGUAACAGACAUUAUUUCAGGGUUACUGAAAAAUUAUAAAUAA